AUGAAUUAUUCAAAUGCAAUAUCAAAUUUAAAUUUUUCUAGUAAUAUUCAUUCUAAAUCAUCACGUUCAUUUAAUACAAAUGAAGUAAAACAAAUGCUUGAACAAUUAAUUCAACAAAUAAUUGAUAAACAAAAUGAAUAUGAUUGUGAUAAAUGUACUCAAUUAUCAAAAGAUCUUUCACAAAUAAUAAAAGAUGCAAUGAAAUCAUUAAAUUAUGAGCAAUAUAAAUAUGUUAUACAAGUUGUACUUGGUCAAUGUCAAGAUGAUAAUUUAAUGAUGACAUGCCGUUGUUUAUGGGAUAUUGAAACAGAUAAUUAUGCAUCAUAUGUUUAUUCAAAUACAAAGAUUUUCUGUGCUGUUACUGUAUUUGGACUUUUUUAUUAUUAA
Rotaria sordida is the source of this 387-nucleotide messenger RNA. Lineage: Eukaryota; Metazoa; Rotifera; Eurotatoria; Philodinida; Philodinidae. The record is from the annotation of a GenBank genome assembly.